AUGAAAGAUGAAAAUGAUUUUGGAUUGAGUGGGAAAGGUUAUGAGUUGAUGAUGGAAGAGAGUUUGAAGAAUGACAUGAACAAGAGGUGGCGUGGGUCGUGGUCGCACGAUGGGUUAAUUUCCUGCACUUUCAUUUCUGAAUCCUCCAUCGGCAAUUCGAUUCAACCUUCUGCGGCGGCGUCGUUUCUUGCUUUCGCAAUUGCAUGCAUACUACGUAGACCAACACAACAACAACAACUUACAAUGGAUCUAUUCAUGACUCCGAGGGGAUCUGUGUCAUCCAGCAUUGGAGACGCUGCAGAACUUGAGGCCAAUCUCACACUCAGUGAUAGGCUCAAGGUUUUCAAAAGCUCCUCUUUUGAUCCCAAUGCCUAUGUCGCCUCCAAAUCCCGCACCAUGAACGAAAAGGAGAUAAGACACUUGUGCGCUUAUCUUCUUGACCUGAAGAAGGCUUCGGCAGAAGAAAUGCGUAAAAGUGUUCUUGCUAACUACUCAGCCUUCAUACGUACAUCCAAAGAGAUAUCUGAUCUUGAGGGAGAGUUGCUUUCCAUGAGAAAUCUUCUAUCCAACCAGGCUGCUUUGGUUCAUGGUUUAGCAGAUGGGUGCGAGCUUAGUCCCAUGAUUAGUGGAAAUGAAGACUCAGACAUGGAUAAUAUACUAGAUGAAAAAACAGAAAUAUCCAAGACAGAAAAAUGGCUAAUAGGAUAUUUAGAAACCCUUGAAGUUCUAUUAGCGGAGAAAAGAGUGGAUGAAGCUAUGGCUGCUUUGGAAGAAGGAGAAAAAAUGGUAAAAGAAAUUAGUGAAGGGGGAACUUUAAGUUCGAGUUUAUUUGAGGCAUUGCAAGCUGCUAUUGCUGAACACAGACAAAAACUAGCUGAUCAACUAGCAGACGCUAUCUGCCAGCCAUCAACUCGCAGUUCAGAGAUUCGAUCAACAGCAUUGUCAUUGAAAAAACUUGGGGAUGGUCCUCGUGCUCAUACAUUACUACUAAGUUCUCGCCAAGAAACAAUGCACCGUGGCAUUAAAAACCUUCAAUCCAGCACUUAUGGUGGAGUUGGGGCAUUUACGGCUAUCCUUUCACAGCUUGUCUUUUCCACCAUUUCGCAGGCAGCAUCAGAUUCUUUGUCAGUAUUUGCUGAAGAAGAACCUGCAUAUACGUCUGAGCUAGUAACUUGGGCAGUUGCACAGGCUGAGAAAUUUGCUGCUCUCCUUAAGAAGUGCAUUCUUGCUUCUACAGCUGCUGCAGGAGGUUUGAGAGUUGCAUCUGAAUGUGUUCAUGUUUGCAUGAGUCACUGUUAUCUGCUAGAGAAUAAAAGUGGACUGGCCCUUUCCCCUGUCUUAAUAAAAUUUUUCAGACCCUUUGUUAAGCAAGCACUGAAAACAAAUUUGAAAAGAAUUGAACAAAGCAGUUCUGCUCUGGCUGCUGCAGAUGAUUGGGUACUUGCUUAUACUCCAACCAGCAGCAGGCAUUCUGGCCUACCUCCAUCUUCUUCUCACAUGAACAUAGGUUCCUUCCAACCAAAGCUUUCAAGCAGUGCUGACAAAUUCAACUCAAUGGUUAUGGAACUAUUUGAAGAUGUAGGGCCUCUUGAAAUACUACAAUUGGAUGUUCAAGCAGUUGAAGGCCUUAUACAUGAGUUCAACUUCUAUGUCAACUUACUAAUAAAUGCAUUGCCAGGAUCAGUGGUAACUGAGAACCUGGAAGGGCCUAGAAUUGUUAAGGUUGCUGAGACUGAAGCACAGCAGAUAGCAUUACUAGCAAAUGCAAUACUGCUGGCAGAUGAGCUGCUUCCACGUGCUGUUGUCAAGUUUUCACAUAGCAGCAGAGGUGAUGACUCUCAGAGAAAAGGAUCAGACAAACAGCGUGAACUAAAGAAAAGGCUCCAACGUGAAGUUGAUCGUCUGCGUGACAGCUUUUGCCGGCAACAUGCUCUUGAACUUAUCUUCACAGAAGAAGGAGAAGCGCGUCUAAACGCGUUAAUAUAUUUGGGAUUGGAUGGUAACGUAGAACAGCCUGAAUGGUUUCCUUCUCCAAUUUUUCAGGAGAUUUUUGCUAAGCUUACCGAAGUGGCAAGCAUUUCAGCCGACAUAUUUGUAGGAAGGGAAAGAUUUGCUACUGUUUUAUUGAUGAGACUCGCGGAAACAGUGGUCCUGUGGCUUUCUGAUGACCAAGCUUUCUGGGAAGAGGUUGAGGCAGGAUCAACACCUUUGGGUCCCAUAGGCCUUCAACAGCUUUAUUUGGAUAUGCAAUUUGUGAUGAUAUUUUCAUCCCAAGGCCGUUACUUAUCUCGUCAUCUGCAUCAAGCUAUUAAAAACAUCAUUGAAAGGGCUAUUAAUGCUCUUGCUGCUACAGGUCUAGAUCCCAACAGUGUCUUGCCUGAGGAUGAGUGGUUUGUUGAAGUUUCUGAAAUAGCUAUAAAGAUGUUAACAGGGAGAGCUGCCUUUGAUAGUGUAGAGGAAGAUAUUCCUAGCCCCACUUCAUCUGUUCAAAUGUAG
Molecule: messenger RNA, 2496 nt
Organism: Sphenostylis stenocarpa
Lineage: Eukaryota; Viridiplantae; Streptophyta; Magnoliopsida; Fabales; Fabaceae
Source: the annotation of a GenBank genome assembly